This is a messenger RNA of Cooperia oncophora, 648 nucleotides long. Lineage: Eukaryota; Metazoa; Nematoda; Chromadorea; Rhabditida; Trichostrongylidae. The record is from the annotation of a GenBank genome assembly.
AUGGAAUUACAGCAACAAAUACGCUUAGUCAGAGGAGUGGGUCUCGCGACAUGGGAGUUCCGUGCCGAAAACGUGCAACUCGACCAGCCCAUCUGUAAAUUCAGCUGUGGAGAAGUCUUCAAGGGAAAAAUCCAUCGAAGAGAUAUCACUCCGAUGGAAGUCGCUGUCAAGACGGUAGCCGGUCGUUCAGCGGAAGCUAAAGAGAAAGUGUUGGAACUGAUGGCGCAAUGUCGACUACUAAACGAGCUUUACCAUCCUUGCGUUGUGCAGUAUUUUGGCGUUUGCCUUAUCGCACAACCGAACUGUUUCGUUUUUGAAUUCGUUUCAGAUGGUCCCCUUGACGAAUGGCUUCGUACUCAUGGUGCUGAAAUAAAACGAGAUGAAGUUCUGUUAAUGGUUAUGAGUUCCGGUUGGGGACUAGAAUACCUUCAUCAGAACUCAAUCCUUCAUCGAGAUAUCGCCGCCAAGAACUGCCUCUACGACAGGCAAUUUGUAAAAUUGAGCGGUUUUGCAAAAGCCAAGAAAGGCAGCACAUACAAAAUGAAAACUCCAAGGAAAAUGCCCAUCAAAUGGAUGGCUCCAGAAUCCUUGGAAGCUUUCUUGUACACGCAGAAGUCCGACGUCUACUCUUAUGGAGUGAGUUCUUAG